AAUCGCUGAUGUUAUUACACGUAUACAUGCUGGGCUAGCAAAAGGACAUGGGCUGCCCAGGCCCAACAAGAAGCCGGCUCCUUUAUAGGCAGCCCCUUUAUUCCUUGCCCUCCACGACGCGUCUUGUAAAGUUGUAACGAACCGAACCGGAACGUAACCUCUGUCUCGUCAACGACCUCGUCCGUCGCGCCCGAGGCGAGGAAGCAACCCGCCCCAGUUUCGCGCUAUGGCGACGGCGACGUCAUCGAGGCGCGUGUCGGUGCCGGCCCUGGCGGCCGCCGCCGUGCUCCUGCUCGCGUCCGUAGCCGCGGCCGACGACCACAACGGCGUCUACGACCCCUGCGCGGACGCGUCGGUGCAGCGCGGCGACGGGUUCACCUUCGGGGUGGUCUUCUCCGGGCGCGACUCCUUCUCCUCCGGCGGCGUGCAGCUCUCCCCCUGCGACAGCCGCCUCGGGCUCGCCAACCGCGCGCAGGUCGCGCUGUUCCGCCCCCAGGUCGACGAGAUUUCGCUCCUCACCGUCAACUCCUCCUCCUUCGACCCGUCUUCUUCUGGUGUGUACAUGGUGGCUUUCGCCGGGAAGAAAUACGCAGCGAGGUCACCCCCUGUGUUCGUCGGCAACAUCUCGUACACGGUGACCGGCUUCACCCUGGUCCUGGAGUUCCAGAAGGGCACGCUCCAGAACCUGUUCUGGAAGGCCGGCGGGUGCUCGUCGUGCUCCGGGCGCUCCGACUUCGCGUGCGUGGACGGCAGCUGCGCGGUCAGGACGGCGAGCUGCAGGGGCAAGGGCGGGCAGGUGGAGUGCAGCCCCGGGAUCCAGCUCGCGUUCUCCGGCACGGACAGGCACGAGGCCGUGCUCAACUCGUGGUACGAGGUGUCCAAGCUCCGGCAGUACUCCCUGUUCGGGCUCUUCUCCAACCUCAAGGACUCGCUGACCAACCAGUUCAGCAGCUUCUUCUAGAGCUGCAGUGCUAGCUGCCACGUCUCUCUGUCCUCCUCUGUCCCGUUGUAUGGUUAUCAUGUAGAGUAUGCUUAGCGAAGAGCACUUCUCCUGUAGUUCUGUUUCUGGUGACAGAAGAAAUAUGUAUGUGCUCAACGGCUAUCAGAUUAGUCCUAUAUAUAUGUGCAGUUUAUAAUUCAUAUGAGACGGUGUAAGUUACCGUGA
This is a messenger RNA of Zea mays, 1165 nucleotides long. RefSeq lists its product as uncharacterized. Gene Ontology annotation, biological process: protein histidyl modification to diphthamide. The record is from RefSeq and is a predicted model, not a curated record. The transcript has 3 exons. Lineage: Eukaryota; Viridiplantae; Streptophyta; Magnoliopsida; Poales; Poaceae. Gene Ontology annotation, cellular component: cytosol. Gene Ontology annotation, molecular function: metal ion binding. The coding region runs from base 227 to 961 and encodes 244 amino acids.